AUGCAGGCGUCGGCUUCUCGCAACUCGUCCUCUCAACCGUCUGCUCAGCCUUCCCGCUCCCAGACUCGCCCAUCCUCCGAUAUGAAAAGCCGCGCCCCUCUCCCGGUGCCAUCCGGGCCACAGCAUCUCCAAAACGGCGGCGGGCACUCGCGCAAUCCGUCGGGCUUCGACGUCGCUGCCCGCAGUCCCCCGAACCAGAGCAACACGAAACAUGUGCCCUGCAAAUUCUUCCGGCAAGGCGCCUGUCAGGCAGGACCUGCUUGUCCAUUCCUCCAUUCCACUGAUGCCGCGAUCGAGUACGCUCCCUGCAAAUAUUUCACAAAGGGUAACUGCAAGUUCGGAGCGAAGUGUGCGCUGGCCCACAUUCUGCCCGAUGGACGACGAGUCAACCGGCCUACCGGCGGAGGCAUGGGAAUGGGUAGUGGCCAUCUCAACCUAGGCGGCCGGGUCAAUCCACAGGCGUAUAUCAAUCAAGAUUCGGCAUUGACGAACUCGGUGCUCUCGCAGCAACGCAUGAACGGCCACGAUAGUCGCUAUGUAUCCCAGCUCCCUACGCAAGAAGAAUUCGCCGCACUACAGUCGCAGCAGCCGCCGCCGUAUGACACUAUCCCUUCGAUCGAUACCGGAUUGGCCUCAGAUGCUGGGUCAAAGUAUGGCUCGCCCGUCGAAGAGCUGCGAUUCCCCAUGUCUCCGAGCCACAAACAAUACCUCACCGCUCUUGAUGCGCCGCUUCCCGCAUCAUUCGAUAGUCAAGGAAUUUCACAUGCCGCUCGUUAUGGCCCGGUGGCUGCUUCUGUACCGUCCAGGUUCGGCCUAGAGCUAUCCUCUCCCCCUGCACAGAGGAACCCCCCUUCGGAUGCGCUCCGGAAUCUUCGCGACGCUGCCUAUGGCUCGGAUUUGAAGAAGCCGUCCUCCUCCUUCAUUGGCUCAUCACCACCCGGUAUGCUCGAAGAUGGCAUUGGCUCCCGAUUUCUACACUCCUCCCGACCUGUAAAGCCCCGAAUGCUCUCCGCAAGCGUACCUCGACCUACAGCCCUGGAUGACUGGGAGGACAGCAAUUUCCCGAUGGAGGAGGACUAUCUUCCUAUUAACCUUCAUGAUGAUGUUCUCACUCCUCAGGAACGGCUUCGCCGCCUUUCUCGUACGGAUCAUGAACUCAGCUCUAGCCACCGCGAGCUCAGCGGGCUCGGCAUGAGCGGCACCAGCUUCACCAAAGUCAACUCUCCACUCGCGUCCAGUCCUUCUCGAUUUGGUGCCCUGUUCGCGAAGCAGCGUCAGAAGAAGGAGGAAGAGGCUGCUGGAUCUCUCCCACAUCUGGGCUCUCCUCUGCGGGAAUCUUCAAUGGGGGGCUUUGGCAGUCCUAGCCUUGGCCCUAUUGGCAGCCCACCUCGGGCUUCCUCCGCCUCGAUGAUUUCUCAGCAACUCAGCGGCCUAUCUCUACAUCCUUCUUCUGCCCGUCAUACGCCCUCUCUUGGCGCCAAUAGCCGCUUAGAUCGUACCGUCUCGUCACCCGUCGGCACGAGUAAGAUUGAUGAAGAGCAGGGUGAAGGCGAUCUUGUGUUCUCAAUGGAAGAAGAGGAGAACAACAAGCGGAACAGCGCGUCAUGGGCUGCUCCAAAGGCGGUUGCGAGCGAGGAGGUCUCAACGUCGACAAAGGCAUCUGAGUAG
Aspergillus calidoustus is the source of this 1668-nucleotide messenger RNA. The record is from the annotation of a GenBank genome assembly. Lineage: Eukaryota; Fungi; Ascomycota; Eurotiomycetes; Eurotiales; Aspergillaceae.